AUGCAGAGUUUUGACUUGCUGUACUCACCUUUUACUUCUUUUAUUUCAGCUCAAUCUGAAAUUGAAGUUUCAGUGUCUGCAAGGAAUAUCAGAAGGUUACUAAGUUUCCAGCGGUAUCUUAGAUCAUCACGUUUUUUUCGUGGUACUACUGUUUCAAACUCUCUAAACAUUUUAGAUGAUGAUUAUAAUGGACAAGCCAAGUGUAUGCUGGGAAAAGUUGGAAAUUGGAAUUUUGAUAUCUUUCUAUUUGAUAGACUAACAAAUGGAAAUAGUCUAGUAAGUUUAACCUGUCAUUUAUUUAGUCUUCAUGGAUUAAUUGAGUACUUCCAUUUAGAUAUGGUGAAACUUCGUAGAUUUUUAGUUAUGAUUCAAGAAGAUUACCACAGUCAGAACCCGUACCACAACGCCGUCCACGCUGCGGACGUCACUCAGGCCAUGCACUGUUACCUACGAGAACCCAAGCUUGCCAACUCCGUAACUCCUUGGGAUGUCUUGCUGAGCUUAAUUGCAGCUGCCACGCAUGAUCUGGAUCAUCCAGGUGUUAAUCAACCUUUCCUUAUUAAAACUAACCAUUACUUGGCAACUUUAUACAAGAAUACCUCAGUCCUGGAAAACCACCACUGGAGAUCUGCGGUGGGGUUAUUGAGAGAAUCGGGUUUAUUCUCACAUAUGCCGUUAGAGAGCAGGAAACAAAUGGAGACUCAGAUAGGUGCUCUGAUACUGGCCACAGACAUCAGUCGCCAAAACGAGUAUCUGUCGUUGUUCAGGUCCCAUUUGGAUAGAGGUGACUUAUGCCUGGAAGAUGCCAGACAUAGGCAUUUGGUUUUACAGAUGGCUUUGAAAUGUGCUGAUAUUUGUAACCCGUGUCGGACCUGGGAAUUAAGCAAGCAGUGGAGUGAAAAAGUAACAGAGGAAUUCUUCCAUCAAGGAGACAUCGAGAAGAAGUACCAGCUGGGUGUGAGUCCGUUUUGUGAUCGUCAGACUGAAUCUAUUGCCAACAUCCAGAUUGGUUUUAUGACAUACCUAGUGGAGCCUUUAUUCACGGAAUGGGCCAGGUUUUCCAAUACCAGGCUGUCCCAGACGAUGCUCGGACACGUGGGGCUGAACAAAGCCAGUUGGAAGGGACUGCAGAGAGAACAGCCCAGCAGUGAGGACAGCGAAGCUGCACUCGAGGAGCUGAACUCAUAGUAUUACCUCAGGAAACCGGUUGUCAUAACCCAGAACCGGGGACAGGCUGCCCCCUGGAGGUUAGAAGGUGGCAUGGGGGCUGGAGGUGAGGGAACUGACUCGGCUGCAGGUUUCCGGGUGGAUGGUGCCAGGAUUUCCUCUGCCGGCCACUUGAACCCACUUUUGAAUUAUGAGGCCUGAACACAGCAAUAUGGAUGCAGCCAGCUUGUGAAACCUGAUCUGCAAAGCCUGCGGGCGUGACUCCAAAGGAGACGCAAAGGAAGUUCUGCCGAGUGCCAGGUGUUGCUCAAAGCAUCUACUCUGCAAACAUGAAACUUGAACUGAACCUUUCAGCAGAAAUCUCUUGGAAUCUAACCAGUCUCACGCAGCCUCGUGUGUCUGUUCCUCCCUCUAAGGUCUCCGAAAAACGGAAAUGUGAAGUGCCCAGCUCUGCUGCCUCUGGCCAGACUUGAUGUUUACAAAUCCACUCUGAAAUCCUGGUUCUACAUCUGCCUUGGAGCGUAAUUGCUAAGGAACCACUAAGAUUUUAAAGAUCAAACUUUCAACUGCAGCUCCUUCCCCCUGGUUUGCCUUUCUUCUCCUUUGGAUGCCACCAAGCCUCCCGUUUGCCCUGGUUUUAUUUGUGCACUGAAAACUGUGCACUACCACAGCGUGCGCCACGCUUUCCCGCCAGUGCUGUUUGGCAGUGCACCCUUUUUAACGCUUAGUUUUAAUUUGGGGCGGGAGGGGCAGAGCACCGGUGUCCUAGCUGUAUUAUGAUUCCGCAGUGGAGACAUUGCAUGUUGUUUUCACUCCUGUACACUUGACCUGCACAUGCAAGAAAAGGUGGAAUGUGUAAAACACCAUAAUCAGCUCAGGGUAUUGCCAAUCUGAAAUAAAGUGGGAUGGGGAAGUGUGUCCUUCAGAGCAAGGGUCCUAAAGCCCCUUUCGCUGCAGUGAGAGGUAUGUUGUGUGUGGAUGGGCGGAUGUGUGUCUGUGUGCAUGUUGUGCAUGUGUGACUGUGCAUGUGUUCUAUUUAUCCUUGUGGGAGAGGAUUGGACAUGGACGCUUUUAUUUAUAUUAGAAUGUGACGUGAGCAGCCACACCUGGGGGCGGGGGGAGGGAGCUGUAACAGAUUGCUCCAGUUGCCUUAAACUAUGCACAAAGCUAAGUGACCAAACUUCUUGUUGUGAUUUGAAAAAAGUGCAUUGUUUUCUUGUCUCCCCCCUCUCCCUUUUUUGAUGAAACGUGACCCUUUGAUGGGCCUUUUGAUGUGAACAGAUGUUUUCUAGGACAAAAACCUAAGGACUAAUUUUAAACUUAAAACAUUCCACUUUUGUAAUUUGUUUUAAAUUGUUUUAUGUAUAGUAAGCACAACUGUAAUCUAGUUUUAAGAAAAACCAGUGCUUUCUUUUAGUUCAAUUGUAUUUCCCUUGUUACUGUAAAAGACUGUUUAUCAAUUAUGUUUACAGUUUGUUGCAACAGCCAUUUUCUUGGGAGAAAGCUUGAGUGUGAAGCCAUUUGUAAAAGGCUUUGCCAUACUCAUUUUAAUAUGUGCCUGUUGCUGUUAACUUUUGAUAAAUAAAAAGCUACCUUUUCACAUUUUA
Messenger RNA from Myotis davidii, 2774 nucleotides. RefSeq names its product phosphodiesterase 7A (gene PDE7A). The coding region runs from base 1 to 1188 and encodes 395 amino acids. The record is from RefSeq and is a predicted model, not a curated record. Lineage: Eukaryota; Metazoa; Chordata; Mammalia; Chiroptera; Vespertilionidae. Gene Ontology annotation, molecular function: 3',5'-cyclic-AMP phosphodiesterase activity. The transcript is spliced from 10 exons.